CAGAUACUAACCUGCGUCUCUCUCUCCAGCACAAAAUGGACACGCGCUUCACUCGAGGGAAAUCCAACAUCCUGGAGCGACCGUUAUCCAGACCGAAGACGGAGGUCAGCGUGAGCGCGUUCGCCCUCCUGUUCUCGGAGAUGGUGCAGUACUGUCAGAGCCGCGUGUACUCCGUGUCCGAGCUGCAGACUCGUCUGGCCGACAUGGGUCAGAGCGUGGGAGCCAGCAUGCUGGACGUCCUGGUGCUGAGGGAGAAGAACGGGAAGAGGGAGACCAAAGUGCUCAACAUGCUGCUCUUCAUCAAGGUCAACGUCUGGAAGUCGUUAUUCGGGAAGGAGGCCGACAAACUGGAGCAGGCCAACGACGACGACAAGACGUAUUACAUCAUCGAGAAGGAGCCGCUGAUCAACGCGUACAUCUCCGUGCCCAAAGAGAACAGCAGCUUGAACUGCGCGGCGUUCACCGGCGGCAUCGUGGAGGCCAUCCUCACGCACAGCGGCUUCCCGGCCAAGGUCACGGCCCACUGGCACAAAGGCACCACGCUGAUGAUCAAGUUCAACGAGUCGGUCAUAGCCAGAGACAAAGCUCUGGACGGGAGAUAAGAGGCCGACGAGAAACAAAGAUGAAGAGAAAUCCUCUUCCAGGUUCCUGAUGAGACUCUGUGGAGGAAUAACGGCGCAGAACUAAAGCCCGGUACACACUAACAGAUCCUCAGAGUCCACACACGUCGACAGAUCCUGACAGAUGUUACAGUUAUGUUGUCAUAGUGUGAGGGGAGCGACUCAGCACACCACACAACAACCAGAGUCUCCACUCUCAAAAGGUGUAAUCCUGAGCGCUCAGACGCCACUUAGGAGUAAAACAACAUGGUGGUCGAGCUAAAUGUGGCUAGCUGUUAGCUGGUUCAUCCAUUACGGUAAACAUUGUGGUCCAGUUUGCUUUGUGGUUUAUUUUACAGGAGACGUUUUAUAAACUCUUGUGUUGUUUCCACAAAUCAACAAGUUGCUCGUCCAGUUCUAGACGUCCACAUCAAUUUUUUGUGCUUGCUGUCGUCGCCAUGGUUACGCUCGUCCGUCCUCUUUGUUCUCCCCACACAGCAGUAAAAUAUUGAACAUGUUUGAUAUGUACAAUUUGAAAUCAUGGCGGCCCUGAUCGUCUUCCGAGCAGAUCAAGGGAGGUUAAAGUCACUCUGAACACACCUCGCACACCACGGGAACAUCUGGUGACAUCAUCUUUGGAAGCUUCAGAUAAUCGGGUCCUUUGAUGACUUCGGGCGGGCGGGGGGGAAACGCCCUGAUUAUCUUGUAGUGUGUACCGCGCUUUAGACAUUAAAAAACCUGCAGCUAGUUGUUUCUAUUUCACAAAAUCAUUGACUGGUGAACUGACUGGAGCGUCUCUCGUUUCUAAACUAAAAUAAUAAUCAGUUAUGAGAUAACGCUAACAUUAGAAAAUGUUACAUUUACAAAAAGACUCAUUCGAUCAUCUCUCUUUUUAUCUUUGAUUCAAACGUAACCCCUCGCUGUUUGGUUUUAAUCUCUGUGGAAAAAAAAGAUUUAUAACCUGUAGCUACCGCUGACCACCAGCAGGGGGUCAUUUCAUCUCAAAGUGUAUUUUGUUAUAUUGUUGUUGUUUUAUUUAAUGUGUAUGUUUACAAAGAGUUGAUAAAGCAAAAUGGUAAAUAAAAAAAUACACAAUGA
Labrus mixtus (cuckoo wrasse) is the source of this 1697-nucleotide messenger RNA. RefSeq names its product trafficking protein particle complex subunit 5-like. NCBI's taxonomy places the organism in Eukaryota, Metazoa, Chordata, Actinopteri, Labriformes, Labridae. The record is from RefSeq and is a predicted model, not a curated record. The transcript is spliced from 2 exons. The coding region runs from base 36 to 602 and encodes 188 amino acids. Gene Ontology annotation, cellular component: TRAPPII protein complex; TRAPPI protein complex; TRAPPIII protein complex. Gene Ontology annotation, biological process: endoplasmic reticulum to Golgi vesicle-mediated transport.